UCUUCUUUAGUAAUGUCGGAUAAGGUAGCUGCUGUACCUUUUCCUUUUUGAGAUUAAAAACAUGUCUGUGUCUGAUGACAGCGUAUCGUGUCCGACUGAAAACAGUGUCACUGUUAAUUUAGACUCGGCCUCUGUGUCAGACGCCGAAACAGUGCUCACAAAUACUAAUGUCCAUAGUUGUCAUGUUGAAGAAGAAACCCAGAAUGAUGAUGAGCUGCUUAAAGGCCUGUUAACUGACACCUUCUGUCAGGUGUGCGAGGCAGUGUUGAUGUUCAAGUCUCAAAGAGUCUCUCACUAUGAGGGUAAGAAGCAUGCUCAGCGAGUUCGAAUCUACCUGCAGACCAAGAAAGCUGAAAGGAACAAGCAGAGCCAUGAGAGCAGCAGCUUGCAGAGUGUUAGUGCAGAUCCGGAGAAGUUCUGCGAGCUGUGCAGUAUGGUGUUUAGUUCUCCUGUGGUGGCCAAGUCUCACUACGAGGGAAAGGUCCAUGCCAAGAACACAAGGAAGUCCAGCACCACGGUCUCUGUAGAUACCAAGACCAAGGUGAGUUCAGCGGAUCCUCCUAUAAGUGCCGUGGAUGAUACAGUGGAGGGACGUGAACACAGCGAUGUGGUUCAGGAACAGAAGGAAGGCAUGGAUUCUGCUGCCCAGGGAGUUGACCUGAGUGACCCAGACAAGUACUGCAAAUUGUGCACCGCUUCAUUUAACAACCCAGUGAUGGCUGCUGAACACUAUAACGGUCGCAAGCACCAGCGCAACCUGUCCCGCCAGGAGCUGCACAGUAAGCUGGGAGAGCAGUCUGAGCACGCAAGCUCCCUUACAUGUCCAGUCUGCCAUGUGACUCUCCACUCCAUAGACACAUACCAGGCUCACAUGAAAGGCAAUAAGCACUACAUAAAAGAAAAGAAGAUGCAAGAAGAUUUAUGCAAAAAGAAAGUGUACGACUCGUUCCAGGACGAGCUGGCCGACUACAUCCAGGUGCAGAGGUCUCGGGGACUGGAGCCCAAAACGGGGCAGGGAUCUGAAACUCAGGGCCAGAGGAAAACAGAGAGCGAAGUAGAAAAAAGCGGAGAGGGUUGUGACCAGCCUCAGACUCUCGCUCUCCAAUCCUGUGUUCGUGCUCCUGCGUUCCGAACGCAGCCCUGGCACCUGCCGUUUCAUCCUCACCCCAAUCCUCCCGCUUUCAGAGGAAGAGUCCCAGUGCCGAACAAAUGGGAUCAGGGUUACUCGUCCUACCCUCCUCCACUCAUCCCUGGGCUCACAGGAAGAGCACUGCGUCGAAGGAGGAGCCCAGAAUCACUAGACUCCUCAUCAUCUUCUUUCUCAGACUCCUCGUCUUCGUAUAGCAGCACCACCACGACCAGCAGCAGCAGCAGCGAGGACAGGAGGAGGCGGAGAAAAAAGAGACGAGAAGGAACGAAGAGAAGAAGAGAUGAUGACGAUGAUGAUUCGGAAGAGGAUGUGCAGAGAAGGAAAAGGGAAAGGAGGAGGAGGGAAGGUGGCAGCGCGAAGAAACCAAAAAGACAAAGAGGAAGCUCUGAUGAAGAUCAUGCAAAGAGGUGGAAGGAGAAAAAGCACAGAGACAGAGUUGCGAAGAAGAGACGGAGAGAAGAGGACGAAGGAGACUGGAACACGGCGUCUCACGUCGCGAUGGCGAAAGGAGAGGGAGAAGGAGGAGGAGAAGCACAGAGCGAAGGACUUAAAGAGGAGAAAGCAAAGCACAAAAAAGAGAAGAAGAAACCGAAGGACAGAGAGGACAACAGGACAGAAGAGGAAAAGCUCUGGGAUGAAACCAUUUUGGGGAUAUUCUGAUCGACGAAGGUCGUGAGCUCUCGUUCAGCCGACGUAAGCAGAGUCAAAAUGGUCUGAAGGCAAAACGACGGAUUUACCUACAUUUGUUUUUUCUACACCACAAACUUCUGCCUAACGCAUACGACCAGCACACUCACUCUCUCUUUUUCUUUUCCCCAUAUGUGCUUUAUUACUGCACUUUUUCUCCUGAUCCAGAUGGAUCAUGGUUACAUGUGGUGUAGCUACAGUACAUCAGUCUGCUGCUAUUCUAUUUUUGCACAACAGGGUUAAUUCAGGCAUGUUGGGAUUUUAGAUCAAGCAAUGUGUCUUCUCAAAACACUACAAUGAAAUAAACGCCAUGUACGCUUGAUUAUAGGUUUUUUUUUUUUUUUUAAGUCACUGUUCUAAUUUAAGGUCGUGCCUGGGUAAAGGCCUGUAUACAAUAAGGAGUAAUAAAUAUUGAGAUGUUUUUGUUAUUUCA
Messenger RNA from Neoarius graeffei (lesser salmon catfish), 2270 nucleotides. RefSeq names its product zinc finger matrin-type 1 (gene zmat1). Gene Ontology annotation, cellular component: nucleus. Lineage: Eukaryota; Metazoa; Chordata; Actinopteri; Siluriformes; Ariidae. The transcript has 7 exons. Gene Ontology annotation, molecular function: zinc ion binding; nucleic acid binding. The record is from RefSeq and is a predicted model, not a curated record. Bases 62 to 1810 code for a protein of 582 amino acids.